This is a messenger RNA of Aspergillus ruber CBS 135680, 1683 nucleotides long. RefSeq names its product aryl-alcohol oxidase. The transcript is spliced from 7 exons. Gene Ontology annotation, molecular function: FAD binding; D-lactate dehydrogenase (NAD+) activity; D-lactate dehydrogenase (cytochrome) activity. Gene Ontology annotation, biological process: lactate catabolic process. The record is from RefSeq and is a predicted model, not a curated record. The coding region runs from base 1 to 1683 and encodes 560 amino acids. Gene Ontology annotation, cellular component: mitochondrion. Lineage: Eukaryota; Fungi; Ascomycota; Eurotiomycetes; Eurotiales; Aspergillaceae.
AUGAGUCCGGCAUCCAACCUCCAUGUUCCUUUGGCAUUGCCUCCAAACACCAGUCUGGAUGCCUUUUCACGGUUCAUUGCUGCCAGCGAAGGAAUCGUCGGUCGAGAAAAUAUCCGCAUCGUGGAAUCGAAAGAGGAGUUGGAUGAUGGCUCCUACUACGAGCCACCCAAGACGCAUGACCCCCAUCAUGUUCUGGACCAGGAUCACUUCCUGGCCUCGGCAGUCAUCAACCCAAGGUCGGUACCAGAAGUCCAGAGCCUCAUGAAACUGGCAAAUGAGUACAGAAUCCCUGUGUGGCCAAUAUCCAUUGGACGGAAUUCUGGAUAUGGAGGAGCUGCUCCUCGGCUUCGGGGUAGUGUCGUCUUGGAUAUGGGUAAACACAUGAACCGGAUUUUGGAAGUGGAUGUCGAUGGUGCCUAUGCUGUUGUGGAGCCCGGUGUGACUUUCGCUGAUCUACACGAGUACUUGAUUAAGCACGAACUGAGAGAUAAAUUAUGGAUUGAUGUGCCGGACAUCGGCGGUGGAUCAGUACUGGGAAAUGCCUUGGAGCGAGGAGUAGGAUAUACCCCAUACGGUGAUCAUUGGAUGAUGCACAGUGGAUUGGAAGUUAUCCUGCCUUCAGGUGAACUGCUGCGCACAGGGAUGGGGGCUUUGCCGCAAAAUCCCUUAAAGUCAGGAAACCCUAUUAACGAGGAUCCUGGAAACAAAUGCUGGCAGCUGUUUCCAUAUGGAUUUGGUCCGUAUAAUGAUGGACUAUUUUCUCAGAGCAAUUUGGGCAUUGUAACGAAGAUGGGAAUCUGGUUAAUGCCAAACCCUGGUGGAUACCAAGCCUAUAUGAUCACACUUCCCAGGGAUGAAGAUCUACAUCGUGCAGUUGACAUCAUUCGACCCCUUAGACUGCAAAUGAUUCUUCAAAAUGUUCCCACACUACGACACAUCCUACUCGAUGCUGCUGUCCUCGCCCCGAAGGAAAAGUACACCUCGGACCCGACAAAGCCACUGGGCGAAGCCGAACUUGAUGCAAUUGCAAGGAAGCUGAACCUUGGCCGGUGGAACUUUUAUGGUGCCCUUUACGGGCCGGAAGAAAUUCGCAACACAAACUGGUCGUUGGUCAAAAAGGCUUUUUCGUCUAUUGAGGGGGCCCAAUUCUUUUUCCCUGAGGAUGUCAAAGACUACUCCGUCCUUCACACACGUGAGAAGACCUUACAGGGCAUUCCAACGUACGAUGAACUCCGAUGGAUUGACUGGGUGCCCAAUGGAGCCCACCUGUUUUUCUCCCCUAUCAGCAAGAUCUCUGGAGACGAUGCUAUGUUACAGUAUUCGGUCACCAAGAAACGCUGCCAAGAGGCUGGACUAGAUUUUAUGGGCACUUUCACUGUUGGCAUGCGAGAGAUGCAUCAUAUUGUGUGUAUUGUAUUCAACCGUAAAGAUUCUUUAUCCAAGAAGAAGGCGCAUUGGUUGAUCAAAACCCUGAUCGCGGACUGUGCUAAGCAUGGCUGGGGUGAAUACCGCACGCAUCUAGCGCUCAUGGACCAGAUUGCAGAGACAUAUAACUGGAACAACAAUGCGCAGAUGCGAUUCAACGAGACGGUGAAGAAUGCUCUCGAUCCACAGGGAAUCUUGGCUCCUGGUAAGAAUGGGGUGUGGCCUUCUAAAUACGGUAGACGGCAGUACAAGCUCUGA